AUGGCGGAACAUGUGCAGCUGGUUUUCUCCCCCAUGUUCGGCGGCAGCGCGGAGACCGCGGCGACUCCUGCAGUUCACAGCGGCAGGCAGUCCGGAGGCGCAAACCGAGGUUUUACCGCCGGCAUCUCCGUUGUCUGGAGUCACGCCAUCAUCGGCGACCAACAGCUGAACUUCUCGUUUGGGAUGGGGAGGGCGGACCCUGCCACGAAUCCGUGGUGCCGGAUGUCCGACGGGUUCUGGGAGCCCGGUUGGAUGAAGUGCGCGGCGUUCAUGAUGCUGGAGAGUUAG
Messenger RNA from Ectocarpus siliculosus, 288 nucleotides. NCBI's taxonomy places the organism in Eukaryota, Phaeophyceae, Ectocarpales, Ectocarpaceae. The record is from the annotation of a GenBank genome assembly.